Mya arenaria is the source of this 4130-nucleotide messenger RNA. RefSeq lists its product as uncharacterized. NCBI's taxonomy places the organism in Eukaryota, Metazoa, Mollusca, Bivalvia, Myida, Myidae. Bases 27 to 1289 code for a protein of 420 amino acids. Gene Ontology annotation, biological process: Rho protein signal transduction. Gene Ontology annotation, molecular function: death receptor activity; nerve growth factor binding; coreceptor activity. The transcript is spliced from 4 exons. Gene Ontology annotation, cellular component: cell surface; plasma membrane. The record is from RefSeq and is a predicted model, not a curated record.
GAACUCGAUCACAUUUGAUAAAGAACAUGGAGCGAAACACUCGGUUUGAUUUUAGGAUUUUUAAUCGCUUGAAUACAUUUAAAUACCAGUUUCUGUCUUCCAAAUUUAUAUUAAUAAUCAUUUUUAAUAUACACUUUGGCGCUGAAGGAUUUCAACCGAACUACCACCGGGCAAAGCUAACAGCUGUGGAAUGUCCCGUAGGAUACUACAUCAAGAAUAUUGAACACAGCGCACGAUGUUUGCCAUGUAAGCUAUGUCCAAAAGGUUUCCAGGUCAAUAAGUGGUGUAAUGUGACCAACGAAACUGAGUGCACAUCGUGUCCUAAAGGCACAUUUAACGACGUCCGAGGUGGAUCUUGUCAACCCUGUUCCACCUGCAAAGUGGGUGAGUUCAUUAAAAGAAAAUGUUUGCCAGAGAAAGAUACGAAAUGUCGAAGAUGUCAAAAGGGAAAGUAUUCAGUGAAUGGACAAGGGCACGCAUGUCGGCCCUGCACUGGGUGUCUGGAAUCCAACAGAGAAGAGAUGUUCCCAUGUAAGCCUGAACACGACAGAGUCUGUGGACAGUGUAAACACGGGCACUUUUCCGAACUGGGAGGACGAUGCUUGCCGUGCUCCUUUUGUGGGUACAUGUCCCAAAAAAGGUUCGUUAUUGAUUGUGCCAGACAAAAUGGCGUACAUGACCCAAACUUGUGUUGGCCAGAUACGGGAAUACGACUUCUUCAAGCAGAUUCAAAGGGACCAACUACAGUUGUUUCUAAUGAAAUAGUACUUGGUUACCACAAUGACAACGUGAUGCUUGUGUUUAUAGUUUGUGUUUUUGUUAUCUGUUGGAUUGUUCUAGUUUUCACCGGUGCAUGGGCUAUGCGUUUGCCGAGAUUUCAAAACAAAUUUAAACUAUGUUUGAAUCAUGAAGACUCUUCCGCAACACAAUCCAAAAUACCCACUCGAGACAUGAAUCUUUCGUUGUGUACGGAACACCCGGAAACGUUAACUGAACAAAUACUCAGUGGAACACAAAACGGAACAGUGCCAAACAUUAUUGAAUGUAGCAGGUUAAGCAUCACAACUGAUUCUGAUAAAUCUGGAUCAACAAUGAAAGCUUGUACAAAUGAGCUAAUCUCAUAUCAAAAGAAAGGAGCAAAUGCGCUAAAUCCAACAAUUCAAAGCAAGAUAGGAGAAACAAAUGUUGAGCCGAGGAGAAGAGCACAUACCUGGCACGGGGACCAACCAACGAGAUGUUAUAUUGCGAAAAUAAUAAAGAACAAAGGCGAGAUCUUCAAAUCAAUGUAGAAGUAUUUGCAGCAAAUACUUUCUUGAACAGGCAUCACUUGGCGAGUUGUUAUAUUGCGAUACAAAUACGUUGACAUAUUUGAUUCACAUACACAAUACAAUUCUCCAAAAUUAGAUGCGAGAAAUGUGCUUCAAAUACGGAAAACGGGGAUCAGUUUAUUAACUCUAUAAUUGCGAUGAAUGUUUUUUAUGACCACAUAGAAAUCUUUCCUUCAAACUCAUACUAGAAAGAGAUCAUUCAGGAGGGAGAAUAUACCAACAUACUGAAAAACAACCAGUUCUGGAUUGAUUUAGACUGUUAACUGACUGCAAUGGUAAAUCACAUUUUAGUAACGGCCUAAGCGGUAUUCUUUUUUCUAGAAGCACUUAGUUAUACGUGAAGAUGCCAACAUUAGAAACACCAUAUACUGUAGGUUAAGCUCGGCAUUAGUUACCAACGACUUUCAGCUUCGUCCCGUUUCAAAUUAAGAUUUUCUUAAACUAUCCGGACAAUACUUCUGUUUCUGUUCUGUAUAAAACAUAGGUCAAGUUCGACUUUAAUAACCAACCACUAUUUUUGUCUACAGAGCUAUUGCUCCCUUGCCCAAAAUCCACAAAAGCCAACGCUUACUGUGGUCGAAAUUAAUAAUUAAAGUUCUUCCUGUAUACCAUGGAUAACUCUUAUAAUUGAUCUCUAAAUAUUACAAGUAUUAGUAAUCGUCAGCCUUUUCCCAUCAGUUGUUGUUUACUGUUUUGCUAAUGGUUCUCAUUAUGAUUUGUCGAAACGAACGCGCUUAGGGAGCACAACGCUCAUUUUAACCUUUCCUAAUCGAAUCGUCGAAGAAGUUUAUUCUGGCAACCUAUUUUUUUUAUUUUGGUUCUGGUUUUUCGGCUAUUACCCAGUCGCCUUAUGGAGCAACUGUGAAUUCUUUGUAGCUCUGUUCAGCUUGCCUUAGCAUUUAUUUAUAUUGAAAAAUGUAAUAUUAUAUAUAUAUUAUUUUAUGAGAAAACAUUUCGGAUUGUGAAAACCAGUGUCGGAAUUGAAUGAUAGCGAUUAUAUUAGUAAAUAUCUAGCCUUACUGUUAAACAUCCACCUGAGCGGGCAUCUGUAAUUUAUACCUUUCGCCCGAUAGUCCGCGAGGGCGGGUAUUCUGGCGUUUCAAUUUCCCGCAAUGAUGACUGCGCGCAUUCUCGUUGUCAGUGUGAAUGUAAAGUUAGUGUGGUAUAGUGGCUGGUUAUUGAUUUAAAUAAAAAAUAGCAAAAAUCGUAUUUAUUACGAUAUCGUCGCGAAUUUAAAGGUGAGGAAAGAUGAAAACAAUUCCUAGUAAUGGCAGAAAAUUAUUUAUAGGCUGAUGAGUGGACGGAAGACGAAUUCAUCGAUACUUUUAGCGAUCUCGAUUUGAAGCAGUUUAAUGAAAAUAAUCGACGAAGAAUUGAAAUGUUUUGUAAGACCUAAAAGCCAAACAUGACACAGAUGCAGGUGACGUGACCUUUUUGAAGACUGCAAUACAAUGAAAACUACAGUGACAAGCACAUGAGUAAAACAUUCAAAUGUAAACCCUGUAUAGAGAGGCAUACGACAUAUUAACACCACAUAUACCACAUAUGUCGUACCUGAAUAAUUUGUGUGGAGCUAUAUCAUGCAAAUUGUGUGAAAGGCAUUUUUUUAUUAUUCCGAAAACAGAAUAACAUAAUAACAUUUAUUUCAGACCCACUCCCCUGUAUAAGUACAUGUAUUAAUCCCAAAAUCUCUUCACAAAUUGUUCUACCACUAUUUUGUUACAGAACUAUAUAAUUUUUCUAAUUUCUUAAAUAUGAAAAACUAAAAUAAGAUUUUUGUUUUUCGUUUUGUUUUGAAACAUUUUUUUAUUUGCGGAUUAAUGAACCCUUUGAACUUGUACACAGGUAGUAGUCGACCUGACGGCAAAUAUUGCCCGGAAGGUUUACACUGUCUUCGUGGUUACUUCCUACACGAGCCUAAUGCUAGCCCACUUUCUAUCAACAUAACAUAACAUAACAUAACAUAACAUAACAUAACACAACAUGCAGUUUAUUCUGAUGUAAGCAUGUACAGCAUAUUAUCAAUUACACAGUACAUUCGAACAUACAUGCAUGUAAAUGGAAUAUACUUAUAUAAUAACUUUAAUAAUGAAAAAAACAAAACAGAAAGCAAAUAAUAAGUGAAUUUUGACCUGAUAAACACCUCUAAUGUUUUUUUUUAAAUAGUAUAUAUGUACUGAUUUGUUUGUGUAGUUUUGUGCUGUUGUCCCAUGUGUCUGGUUUGUGAUUGUUUGUUUUUGUAUUCUAUGUCGGGCGUUUACCCUGUGCCAUUAAACGGGGUUUAUGUUUUCCCAAGUUAAUGUGUACUUUGAUAAGAUUUACCAUUUGCGUUUUACUUUAUUCGGGAUUUUUUGGGAUAAGAGUGAGGUUGUGCACACAAACUGGUUUAAACCCCCAGUAAAAUUACAUUUUACUGACCGUUCCAAGGUUGUACCUAACAAUCCUUGAUAAACAUACCUAGUUUUUUAUAUAUAUAGUAUGUAUGCACUGUGCCUCUUGUGGAGUUUUGUGCUGUUUUUCCAUGUUUCAUGUUUGUGAUUUUAUGUUCUAUGUCUUUGGUGUUAACCCAGUGCCUUUAAACCGAGUUUAUGUUUAAACGUUUUGCUACUGAGCUUGUUUCUGUUUCUUUUCGCAUUAAUACUGAGAGUAAUGUCACACAGGAAUGUCGAGUGCAGAGUUCUUACUUCGUUUACCUUUAGCCAGUAAGUUGCUAUUUUGUGUAGUAAGUGUUUUUGUUGUAUUAACCAUGUUUAAAAAUUUGGACAUAUUCGGUCUUACCCUAUUAUAAAAAGGAAUAUAUUG